AUGACGAGCUUUGAACAUAAUGUGAUGGUUGCUUUGUAUUGGGGUGGAGAAAUAAUUACGGAUAUGAACGGAUUUAGGUAUACUGAAUGUGCUAGAACGAUUAUUAGCAUGUCGACUUCAACUACCUAUGUUGAAUUGGUUGGAUUGUUGCAUGAGAAAAUGGGAACAUAUAGUGAAAAUAUUCAUAUGGAUAUUUCUGGAAAAUAUCCAUGUUCAAUUCAAGGUAACAAUACAAGGUUCAUUGAGUUUAAAAUUGAGAAUGACCAAUCUUUGUUACAAUUUCUUUUCAUACCUCAAAAAUUUGCGGAUAAGAUUGAUAUAAAUGUUUUGGAGAUGUAUGUAAAGACUGUAUCGACAGAUCAAAAUGUUGCAUUUCAAGAAGAUGAACCUCCGAAAGAUGGUGAUGAAAGUGAACCUGAUGAAGAUAUCGAUGAUAUUAGAGAUUUUUCUCAAAAUGGUGUAAAUCUUCAUAAUCAUGAUCAGGGUGUGUCUCAUGACAUACCCUAUUUCAGGACAUUAGAGAAUGAGGAAGACAUUUUCAUGUCUACAUGUGAAUCUGAGAUGGAAUGUUGUUCAGUUUGGUCUGAGCAAGCAAAAAAAGAUUUAAAAAAAGGUAUGCUUUUUAGUAGUAAAGAAAAGUUGAAAAUGGCUGUAACGAUUUGGAGUUUGCACAAAAAUAAGGAGUUCAAGGUGGUAACAUCUACCAAAAGUCUAUGGGUUGUGAGAUGUAAGUUUUAUAAUUUAUUGGGUUGCAUGUGGUUUCUUCGAGGACGACAAGUUGGAGAUAAAUUUUGGAAGAUAGGAAAAUAUGUUGAAAACCAUAGAUGUGAGACUGAGGGGCUUUCUAGCGGUCACGCCAACCUAAAUACCAAUUUGAUUGCAUCACUACUUCUAAAUCAAAUUAGAAAAAAUCCUAAGUUCUUGGUGGUAGAUGUCAUUUCAAAGGUUCAUGAAAAUUUUGGUCACCAAGUGACAUAUAGAAAAGCAUGGCUUGGACGUCAACGCGCAUUUGAAUUGGUGUAUGGUGACUUUGAGAAAUCAUUUAGUGACCUACCUAAAUUUUUUGCAGCUUUUCAACACUUUAACUAUGGAACAAUUGUGGAAUGGAAACACGAAGAGUCUAUGAUUUCGUCGGAGGUAAAAACUUUUAAAUUUGUAUUUUGGGCUUUCAAGCCAUGCAUUGAUGGAUUCCAAACAUGUCGCCCAUUUAUUUCAGUAGAUGGAACUCAUAUUAAUGGAAAAUAUGAGAUCAAAUUAUUAAUUGUUGUUGGAAUUGAUGGAAAUGAUAACAUUCUCCCUUUAGCGUUUGCUAUAGUAGACAAAGAACCAAAAGAGGCAUGGAAAUGGUUUUUUAGAAAUUUGAGUGCACAUGUGAUAAAAAGCAGACAAAAUGUAUGUGUUAUAUCUGAUAGGGCAAAAGGAAUCUUGACUAGUUUGCAGGAGUUGCGGCGAUUUCAAGAGCCUCGAGUCUUCCAUCGAUUUUGCAUAAGACAUCUUAAGAGCAACUUUCAAUCUAAAUUUCCAAACAAGGACCUCAGCAGAUUGAUGUGGAGGGCUGCUUCAGCCCAUCAAUUAAGGAAGUUUGAGUCCAUGAUGUGGCAAAUUAAAGAAGAAAAUAUCGAAGCACAUGAAUACCUCAUGGAAAUUCCCUUGGAUAAAUGGACUGUUAGCCAUGAUGAUGGAAAAAGAUGGGGUGUGUUGACAACAAAUCUUUCAGAGUCAUUCAAUGGGGUGUUGAAAAAAGCACGAGGUUUGCCUGUCACUGCUAUGAUUAGACUUUCAUUGGAGAAAACUAUUGAACGGUAUACCCGUAGGUCUCAAAUAGCACACCAACUUGCAGAGCAAAAUGAUUUAUGGACCGGGAGGUUCAAAAUAAAGUGGGAGAAGAAUUAUGAAAGUUCAAAGAGGCACUUUGUUUUUGAUUGGAAUAUACCCACAGGAGUAUACGAGGUUAGAUCUAUACAAGUUGAUGGUACUGGUGGUAAUCCUCAUUGUGUUUCACUAAAUGAAAGAAAAUAUGAUUGUGGAAAAUGGGUUAAUCUGCACUUCCCGUGUUCACAUAUCAUGAAGGUAACUGAUAGAAUGGGAGGGCUAGCUAGAAAUUUUGUUAGCGAGCAUUUCACAAUAGAGAAUUAUGUUGCAACAUAUUCUGGGUCAUUCUCACCAAUUGGUCAUGAGUCAUAUUGGCCAUCUCCAAGUUUUACAAUGAGAAGUAAUGAAUUCUAUCGUCGUCCUAAUCGGCCAAGGACAACUAGAAUACAUAAUGAAAUGGAUCGUAGUUCUACAGUGUAUGAGUGA
This is a messenger RNA of Solanum pennellii, 2298 nucleotides long. RefSeq lists its product as uncharacterized. NCBI's taxonomy places the organism in Eukaryota, Viridiplantae, Streptophyta, Magnoliopsida, Solanales, Solanaceae. The transcript is spliced from 2 exons. The coding region runs from base 1 to 2298 and encodes 765 amino acids. The record is from RefSeq and is a predicted model, not a curated record.